UAUUUCCUGAAUACCCUAAUAGUCGUGCCUUUACAAAUAUUUCUUCUUUCAUUCAUUCUCCAUCAAGUAAUUCUGUCAGAUUGACGACUCACUCGACAGCCGUUACUUUUGACAUUGCUGGCCAGUGUCCACUCCAUUGCUAUUUUUUUUACCAAUAAACUCUACUUGCAAGAUGUCCUUAAAUUCCUCCAUUGGUCUUUCCCGAAAACCAUCUCAGCGAUUACUCUCUGCUGUGCGCUCCAUCAAGCAGAAAGUGAAUCGUCCCAAAGGCCAGCCGAAAGAUGCCAAUUCCCUAGGCACUCGGCCCCUGUCAGAGACUAUUUUGGAUAUCAAUUUCCAAGGAGGUUCUUCUACUAGCACUACUGCCAACUGUCGUCCAACCUGCUGGCCGAUGCUCGCCCCGAUGAUGUUCGAAUUCGAGAUAUUACCUAGAUUUUAUAGAGCGGCCCCAUACUCGAGCUCCCAUCAAGAAACAGAUACCGCGCGCAGUGUUCCUUAUGGACAAAAUGUGCAAUCCACAAAUGUUAACCAUCGCAAUGCACAAGAGAAACGCAACGUCGGUGUUUUUCGUGUUUGUCAGGUAUCCCCAACGCUGUCUCGCUGCCUACCAUCCACUCCGCCGCUAGGAUUCGGAAAAUUGGGCGAUCAAAAUAAGCCUGAACAACCGCUGCCAAGACUUUUCUGUCCGCCGCCCAGAUGUGACCGAACAGAUUCCCUAGUACAGCCGCCUUGCUCGCCCUACAGGUCGAGCGAAGAUUCAUCUUCGUCACAGGAAAGUCAAGAAUCGGACUACGCUUCUAGAGUAUCAAUCCGACUCUCGGUCGAAAUCGUUCAAUCCUUCUUUGAUCACACCGGACCUUCAUCGCCUUGUUCAGAAUCUUCCGACGAAGAACUUUACGCGGAGAAAAUCUCUGCCAGACUUGAAAACUUAUGUUAUGACAAGCCUCUAGAAUUCAUUCACCGGAGAAGCCACGCUGGGAAAGGAAAUGCAAACAAGCGGAUAUCGUCAUUUGGCGUGGCUCGCAUCAUCAUUUCUUCUCCCAACGCUUUACAAAAGCCGCUGCUAUCUCCAUCUUUCAAAUCAUGGCUUGACAAAUUCAUUGAAAGCCGCUUGAAUCAAGACGAGUCAUUGAAUGGAUUUCAUGGCAGCUUUGAGUCGAUGAUUCCGGAGGAGACCCACUCUGCUAUUCAGGAGGAGGUUUGUGAGGAAAUGAAUCCGGUCCCAGUUUUGAAAGCCAAUCACGACACGCGAAACUCCUUGGACGCACUCUAAACUUGUCCCAUCAGAUUUUCUCAUACUUUCUUUGUGUCAAUUAUCAUGCAAGGCGCAUCGUAAAAUUUACAGUAGUGGACUUGUCAUUCUGAAGUUACCAACCCUAAUACACUUGCAGAACAAAUGAACAAUUAGCUCUUUUCCAGGAAUUCACAAAGAUUUUAUUA
Molecule: messenger RNA, 1440 nt
Organism: Puccinia graminis f. sp. tritici CRL 75-36-700-3
Lineage: Eukaryota; Fungi; Basidiomycota; Pucciniomycetes; Pucciniales; Pucciniaceae
Exons: 4
Coding region: 173-1273 (366 amino acids)
Source: RefSeq, a predicted model, not a curated record